Drosophila willistoni is the source of this 752-nucleotide messenger RNA. RefSeq lists its product as uncharacterized. NCBI's taxonomy places the organism in Eukaryota, Metazoa, Arthropoda, Insecta, Diptera, Drosophilidae. Bases 350 to 748 code for a protein of 132 amino acids. The record is from RefSeq and is a predicted model, not a curated record. The transcript has 2 exons.
ACUAAGUUGAGACGAUUUGGCAUAGAAUUGACCAACGACUGUAGAACAGAUGCGUCAAUAUUAGCCCAUUCCUGUUCUAUAGCGAAUUUAAGGUAUCGUACAGUCGCAAACUGUCUUCCAUUUUUGAAAACGCGAGCCGACAGAAUGCCCCAAAGAUUCUCGAUGGGAUUAAGGUCCGGACUCAAUGGGGCCCACUUCAAUACAGAAAUUUUUCUUUCUUCAAAAAAGUCUUUGGUGUCCUGCGCCGCGGGAUUGAAGCAUUGUCUUGCUGAUAAGUCCAAUUAUCGCCAUAAAGAUUUCCAGCGAAGCUUACCUAAACACCUAAACUAAUUUUUUUUCGUCGCUAAAGAUGAUGUUGUGCCAUUCCUUAUCCCAGAAUCGGUAUCUAUUGGCAAAUUCUAAACGAGCCUUAAUAUGCCGCUCCAGAAGCUUUGGUUUAGGGACCAUUGAGAUCCAAUUGAGCCCUUAUUUGACCGCUGCUCAUCGAAUCCUCGACUGCAAGACGUCGAAUCUGCCGUUUACAUCGUUCGUCAAUGUUGGUCUUGCGUCCGCUACGUCGAGUAGCACCAUAUUUCGAUGGGUUUUUCAGGAACCUACUUAUGCAGUUUCUAUGCCUGUUAAGUCUGGUUGCUAUCUCAGAGAUCUUGGAGCCGCUUUCAUGCAUGCCGAGGAUAAUUCCCUGCUCGUAAUCGGACAAACUUGUACCACGAGGCAUUUUAGCCUGACAACAAUAUAUAUUAUGUACUAAUUAA